UCUUCAAAAUGGCGGCGUCCACAGACUUUUAUUUGCGGUAUUAUGUUGGUCACAAAGGCAAAUUUGGACACGAAUUUCUGGAAUUUGAAUUCCGUCCAGAUGGCAAGUUAAGGUAUGCCAACAAUUCAAACUACAAAAAUGACACAAUGAUCAGGAAAGAGGCGUUUGUUCACAAGUCUGUUAUGGAGGAACUGAAGAGAAUCAUUGAUGACUCUGAGGUCAUGCAAGAAGAUGACGGUCUGUGGCCACCUCCUGACAGGAUCGGCAGACAGGAACUGGAGAUUGUAAUUGGCGAUGAACACAUUUCAUUCACCACAUCUAAAAUUGGCUCACUCGUCGAUGUAAACCAGAGCAAAGACCCCGAGGGGUUGAGGACGUUCUACUACCUGGUCCAGGACCUGAAAUGCCUCGUCUUCUCACUGAUUGGGCUGCACUUUAAAAUAAAGCCCAUAUAACUGUGCACUAAGUUCAUUAUGGACUCAUUUCAUGUCUUAAAUUCCAUUUCAUUAUGAUUACUUUCAUUUCGGACAUAUUUCAUGUUUGUCACUUGUACAUGUAUAUUUUGUUCAUUCAUUUUGGACCAUAAUCAUGUUUGAGAUCUUUGUCAGAAAUGCUUUCAUCUAUAGACUGAAAUACACUGAAUGUACAUGUAGUCUUUAAUGUACAUGUCCAUGGAACUAAAGUCCUCAUUAUUCAGGAUCAUGUUGUCUGCUUAGCAUUAAAGAUUUGUUCAAAUAUUCUAUACUUGUAUUUUUAUAUACAUGUACAUACAAAUAGGAACAAGCAUUUUUUUUUAAGAAGAUGAAAAUUAUAUCAUAGUUGUUUUCUUAUUAGAAUAUAUGUGUUUUUGUCUAGUUAGCUGAUCACUAGAAAAGUAUACCGUGAAAAGUCUUACAGUGAGAAAAUUGAAGUGUUAAGUUAAAAAGUAAACCAUUGACAGCGUGGAGGUCUGGAAGAAAAAAAUAAAACUAUUUAGUAGAAAAGUAUACGGUGAAGGUCUUGCAGUAACUACAUGGACAUAUUAGAAGAGAUAUUAAAGACUAAUUCUUUAAAUAAGACUUUUAAGAAAGGUGUGUAUUUUCAUGAUUAUGAUAAAUAAAACAAAUAAACACUA
Molecule: messenger RNA, 1114 nt
Organism: Mya arenaria
Lineage: Eukaryota; Metazoa; Mollusca; Bivalvia; Myida; Myidae
Product: protein mago nashi homolog 2
Exons: 5
Coding region: 9-455 (148 amino acids)
Biological process (GO): RNA splicing
Cellular component (GO): catalytic step 2 spliceosome; exon-exon junction complex; nucleus
Source: RefSeq, a predicted model, not a curated record